AUGCCUUUAAGCAAUGAUUUUUUUGGGUUUUAGUUAGCUCCACAAUUUAAUUAAGAUUUAAUUACGUAGCAAUAUAGCCAAAACAAAACGUUUAUCGUGUUUUUGGCAUUUUAUUUUUAUCGAAACAGUAGUUAUAAUGGAUAUUAGUAACUAGAUGUAGUUAAUUGUAAAAAUCCAUAGUUAAAUGGCUAUUAUUGUGUAGAUUAUUCAAAAAACCCUUAUUUAAACAUAAAAAUUGGAAACAAAAAUAAUGUUUUCUCUGAAUUAAUCAUUUUUUCUUACAGAUGUUAAGAUACUGAUAUCUAUAAAACCUUUGUGCCUGAUAAUUGUGCAGAUCCAAGUGAAAUAGAUAAAUAUUUAGCAAAUACAUAAAACACUUUGAAUUUUAGGUUGUAAAUUUCUUAGUAUAACACUACUUCAAAAGAAGUAGAAAUAGGAUAUAUUAACAAUAGAUUAGCUUCAUUAGGGAAUUAUUUAACAUUAGCAGAGUUAAAGGUAAAAAAAUAGAUUACUUCAAUUAAAGAAGGUCUUUUUCUUCAAUCAGAAAGCUCAUUUUCUUCUCCAAUAUCUGUUUAAUUUGGUUCAUCAUCUCUAGAUUAUAAAUCUUAUGUUAGAGAAACGGGUAAAAAAAUGAUAUCUUUAGUAACUGUCGACGUUGACGAAAACGUUUAAUAUUUUAAUAUCGAAUAUCCACCUUUUACUGAAAUAUUAGCUCUUUGCAAUAGCUUUUUUGCAUUACUUAUGAUUUUGGGGGUUAUUUGUAGAGCAAUUGCCCAACGCCUUAUAAGACAAGACAUCUUUUUACUGGUUUUAUAAAACUCUUACUAAGAAACAUACCAAAAAAUUCUUAAAAAUAGGAACAUAGCUCAGUUUAAUGAAGAUAUUUUGCUAAAUUAGGUUGAUAAAAGUUUGUUGACAGCGAAUGAAGGAAUUGAAAACAAUUAACAAAUUUUAAUCCCGUAAUUCAAACAUUUAAGCAGUUAGUCAGUUUUUAGAAAAGGUUAGAGCUAUGAUUCAAAACAAAGCUGCAGCAAAUAGCACAAUUAACUUCUUUAAGAUAAUCAAGUAUCUAUCUCAAAUGUACUUUUUUAGCCUCACCAAGAGCUUAGUUAAGUAUUUACUAAACCUAACAAAUAAUCUCCUCCUUUGAAAAGUUAUUAAAGCUAUAGUCUAAAAAAAGAUAAUAGUUAUUAAAGUAAUUUAUCAUUAUGUUAAACUUCACAGAAAAAUGAAAUUACUAGAAGUAUUUAUUUGAAAAGUCAUAAUAAAAACAGUAAACAAGAUGAAACAAAUAAUUAAAGUAGAACUAAAAAUGAUUGCAAUUUUAAUUAAAUAAUAAAUUAAAGACUAACUGCCUUUUCAAAUUAAAAAGUAAAUGAAAAAGUAAAAAAUUAGCUUUUCAAAAUAAGAUUAUUUUGUAAAAAUAAAUUUCUUGAAUCAUGUGGGUUGAACAAAUAAAUGAUGGAUAAAAUAGAAAAACAAGUUUUUGAGAGUUUAGAUUUUUAUAAACUCUACAAAGAUAUUUAACUACUGAAAAAAGCUAUGAUGAUGCUUCUUAGCAAAGAUUAAUUUGCUGCAUUACAAUUAGUAGGUUAUUCACAUGAAUUUUUAGGCUUAAAGUUAGACAAAUAAACAAAAGCAACUAUUGAAAAUAUUGAGAAUUAGAAGAGUCAUUUAGAAUAACAAAAUAUUAUUUAACAAUCUGAGGAACUACAAAGUUAACAAAUAGGUUUAUUUUUGCAAAGAUAUUAAAGUUAACAAAAUUUAAGUUAAGUAGAUAAAAGAAUAUUUUCGUCUAUGUUCAUAAAUUCAAUUUUAUGA
This is a messenger RNA of Tetrahymena thermophila SB210, 1821 nucleotides long. RefSeq lists its product as hypothetical. The transcript is spliced from 3 exons. Lineage: Eukaryota; Ciliophora; Oligohymenophorea; Hymenostomatida; Tetrahymenidae. The record is from RefSeq and is a predicted model, not a curated record.